This is a messenger RNA of Ruditapes philippinarum (Manila clam), 1917 nucleotides long. RefSeq lists its product as uncharacterized. The record is from RefSeq and is a predicted model, not a curated record. The coding region runs from base 338 to 1078 and encodes 246 amino acids. The transcript is spliced from 2 exons. Lineage: Eukaryota; Metazoa; Mollusca; Bivalvia; Venerida; Veneridae.
UUUUUAUUCUGUAAACACAAAAACAUGUACAGAUAUUUGAAUACGUAAAACUACUGUCUUCAGAAUUAAGUGACGUAACCAGAAUUAUGACUUGUACCGAGCAUCAAAAUACACAAUGUACUCUCUAUUGUCCUGACCAUGACACGUUUUAUGUACAGCAUGCAGAGAAUCAAAACAUGGCACAUGUCAUGGAAUAAAACAGGUUACAUCUGAAAGGUCUUAUGAUGAACAGAAACGUCGUCUAGCCAUCAGUAUAAAAAAAAGUUAUAACGUUAGGAUAGAUAAUACUUUAACUAAUAGAGACAACAAUGAUGAAGAAAAUUGUUCAAUCACUAGUAUGUGUAUGCUUCCUAAUAGUGAAGUUCUGCUUGUUGAUGAAGGGAAUAGAAAACUGAAGAUAUUGAACAGUUCAUACAAGGUAAUAAACUACUGUGAUGUACAUGAAACUCCCUAUUAUGUAUGUUAUAUAGGCAACAAUACAGUUGUUGCUGGUUUAGGAGGCAUACAGUACGUGAAUGUGUCAGGUAAGAUAAAACUAAGACAAUUAACGAAGCUAGAUCAUAAAUGUCUCGAUAUAGCUUGUCACGGUGACACACUCUAUGUUAGCAGUAGUGACACAAUUUACAAAUAUGACAAAAACUGUAAACAAAAGCAAGUUAUCUAUCAAUUUGGUGAAAUUCGGACCAGGUUCAACAUAAACCCCAUUGCUAUAAGUGACAAUGGUGAGCGGCUCUACUUCAUGACAGUUACAGGUCUAGCUACAAUAGUUGUUAAAGGAAAUCAUAUAUUCAGUUCACAAAUUGACGAUUAUGGCAUACGUGAUAUAUGUAUUGCUGGUGAAGGUAUUGUUAUUGUAUUAGAUGUAAAAAACAAUGUUCAUCAACUGGAUUAUACUGGAAAAAAACAUCGGACUGUAGAUAGCAAGCCAAUAGAUAUUUCAAUUGCGUCUUCCAUGUGUUUCGACAGAGAAAGAUGUAGACUUAUUGUUGGUGGAUUUCAAGACAAGAUACAUGUUUACAAAUGCCAAGUUUUGCCAAAUUAUAUCAGUAUAGAUAUAUACAGUAGAAUCCCUACUUAAGACCACCCCGGAAUUAAGACCACUCCGCUAUUAAGACCAUUUUUUAAAAGAACAGAAUUUUCUGUUCUUUAUAUCAAUGGUUACAUGAUCCAGAAUUUAGACCACCCCGCUUAUCCACUUUUAAGACCACCAGAUUCAGCCCAAAUUCAUUGUUUAUUUGACCCCUCUAUUGAGACCACUGAUAUUAAAGCCAACACCUAUCUUAUCUUAAAUUUUGUUAUGAUCUGCUUGAAUUCUCUUAAGCUUGACACUUGAUUUCACAAGGUGUCAACAACUGUUGUUAUUUGGGUUAUUGUAUGAAAAAAAGGCGAGAAAGUAAAUUUUAUAGUGGUUUAAUGUUGCAGCACAUUUAUUUUAUGAAGAAUUAAUUUCUUAUUUAACAGGUGAAUUAUAUUUAUCAUUUAAUAAUCAAUAUUCAAAUCAGACUAAAUAGAAUUUAAUGUUAAAUUUCUCAGAAAUAUAUUUACAUCAGAUUAUAUAUUAUAACAUACUUUUAUAUUGUUAAUAUACAUAUUGUUUGGUCAUAUAACAUGACUAAAAUAGACCAUGGUCAUAAAGUAUGUAAGCAAUAAGAAUAUUCACAAUUAAGACCACUUUGUCAUGAUGGUGGUCUUAACUGAGGGUUUUUACUGUAUAGUAAAUAAAGAUGUUUUGGUAAUUUUAAAACCAAGAACCAAAUGAAAAAUGCAUUGCUAAACAACUUUUAUUUAUCAAAUUAUUAAGUUUGUAAGCUUGCUUAUUUCUUCAUCGAGUCAUUGCUUAAUAUUUUGAUAUCGCACUUAUGUACCUUGAAUGUAUUUGUAAGGACUUGUAUAUAUUAGAUAACUUUCUUAUAAUAA